Messenger RNA from Aureobasidium subglaciale EXF-2481, 1707 nucleotides. RefSeq lists its product as uncharacterized. The record is from RefSeq and is a predicted model, not a curated record. Gene Ontology annotation, cellular component: nucleus. Gene Ontology annotation, molecular function: zinc ion binding; dioxygenase activity. Gene Ontology annotation, biological process: DNA alkylation repair; DNA repair. NCBI's taxonomy places the organism in Eukaryota, Fungi, Ascomycota, Dothideomycetes, Dothideales, Saccotheciaceae. The transcript has a single exon. The coding region runs from base 95 to 1420 and encodes 441 amino acids.
GUCUUCGACGCGUUCAAAAAACACAUUGUGUGCUCGUCGUGCAUCUCUUGGUAUCAGAUCGUGAAGAUGAGGCUGCCCGGAGAAUACCUGAGCCAUGGAUGCCUUCAUAUCAAAGAAGCGAAGGCGCUUGUCAGAUGACGACAAACCAUCUCUACCCUCUGACCGCUCCGAUCAGCAGCACGAUCAUGAAGACAGCACAGAGUUGAAGCUCGCUCUGCUUGCAUCCUUGCAUCCUGAUAUUGCCCAGGACACAUUGCUCGAAGCCCUGCUUUGUUCCGAGGGCCAAGUUGAUAUCGCUUCCGAGAGUCUGGCAAAGGACAGAGCCACGUCUUUGGAUCAAUCCAAGAGAGCCAAAACCGUGGGUCAUCAAUCUACACUGGCCAAUCUGCUUCGCUCUGCUGGCGCCGAUCCUCCCUCGAUAAAGAAGCUUGCAAAGAAUGGCAAGACGCUAUUCUUGUACAGCCCUCAGGAUAUUGAGACAAACACGCCAUGUUCCAUCAUUCACAAUUUUCUCCCUGUUGACGAAGCGAAUGCCUUGCUUGAGGAGCUUCUUGAGGAGUCAAAGACUUUUGAAAAGGAGACUUUUCAGCUCUUUGAUCGGACGGUUGAGAGUCCGCAUACCAUGUCAUUUUACGUCGACAGCUUCAACGAAGUAGAAGAGCAGAAAACAACUUACGUUUACAAUGGCAGUCGUAUCAAAGACAUCCGACAAACACCUUCAAAAAUGUUGUCUGCGUCUGCAAAGGUUUGCCAAGCUGUCAAUGGCGAGAUUCAGCGUCGAAUCGCACACUUCUACCCUAAAGGUGAGAAGUUGAAGUACCAAGACCCCAAAGAGUGGAAGCCAAACACCGCCUUUGUCAACUGCUAUGACGGUCCCCAACAGAGCGUCGGUUACCACGCUGAUCAGUUGACAUACCUUGGUCCCCGAGCCGUCAUCGGCAGCCUCUCUCUAGGCGUUGCUCGAGAGUUCAGGGUCCGCAAAAUUGUCCCCAAAGAUACAAAUAACGCUUCCGAAGAUGCAAGUGCAGCAAUUUCACAAGGCCAGAUCUCCAUCCAUCUACCUCACAACUCCUUGCUCGUCAUGCACGCGGAGAUGCAGGAGACAUGGAAGCAUUCAAUAGCUCCGACCACUGCCAUUGACCCACAUCCUAUUGCUGGAAACAAACGGAUCAACGUCACCUAUAGGUACUACAAACCUAGUUUUCAUCCCAACUUCACGCCAAAGUGCCACUGCGAUAUCCCCACUGUACUCAGAUGCGUACAAAAGAAGUCUGAGAACUUGGGUCGGUACAUGUGGAUGUGUCAUGCUGGCUAUACACCUGGUCAGAAAGGCUGUACCUUCUUCAAGUGGGCAGAGUUUGAUGACAAUGGCGAGCCUCCGUGGAAAGACAAAGUCGAGCAAGCUGAGUCUACCGGCUAGAAUCACGUUCAUUGUUUCUGUUGCGCAUUCUUACGGGUAUAAAUUCUGACCUUCUCUUCUCAUUCCACACUGAGCUUCUCUAGCGUCCGAGCCGAUAUGAGUCGUUCUAUACAGGAUGAGCUUCCCUCUUGCUUUCACGACCCUACUGGAGAUGUGAUCAUCUCGAUGCUGCAUGUCCGUCGAGAUUGGGUUCGGGAUGCAAGUGUCAGUGCGAUAGACAUGCGCAUAGCCAGCAACAAGCUCAACGCAGUUUCUCCAUGCCUCUCGUUGACUCUGAAUCAGCGACU